CGCUUUGUGUGCAGCAGCAACGGCGGCGCUUCAGCCGAACAAGAGGAGGAGCGCAGAGCCGCAGCGCUAUUUAUCGCAUUCUCGGGGUUAAAAUCGCGGCUAUUCGUCGGCAUACGGACGGACACGACAGCUGGAAGACAUUUCCGCUUACUCCUGUGGAUAGAUCGACCGAUAGCUAAUAUAACAACGCCUGUAAACAAGCGCUAUCCGCGGACUGAUUCGCACCUGCCGUGGAGGCAUGGACAACAAAGACUAAAGCCAGCGCUGCUCCCCGGGUUGCGGAGAACCGAGCCAGGCUGCCUCCGGCCCCCUAAAGAAAUACAGUUUUCCUUAAAACUCGGUAGCGGAACCUGCUGGUUAACAGCACUUGUUUAUAGGCCGAGCCGAGCCCGAACUGCUCGUUUUAUUUAUAGUAGCGCUUUCAAUGCGUGUUUUUUCCUCAAUCAUUAAGUCUUAAACGGUUAUAAAUGAUAUAUAUUAGCCCAAGUGAAUAACAAGGCCUCCAUAGCUGAUUUUUUUAUUUAAUAAACAUUACUUACUAGGAUCAGUUUGACCGGAUAGUGAAUUCAAUGGUUCUGUUAUAAAAUAAAAUACAAAUAAGUAGAAAUAUGUGGGUCAUUCCCGAAGAUGUGUUGCUGGCGGGAGCGCUAUGGAUCACCGAGAGAGCGAAUCCGUACUUCAUCCUCCAGAGACGGAAAGGCCACGGGGAUGGAGGCGGCGGACUGGCCGGUUUGCUUGUUGGGACUUUGGAUGUCGUUCUGGACUCGAACGCUCGGAUGGCUCCUUACCGGAUCCUCUACCAGACCCCUGACUCUUUAGGCUACUGGAUCAUCGCUCACGGAACGUCUCGGAAAGAGAUCACUGAGCACUGGGAGUGGCUCGAACACAACCUGCUGCAGACUCUGUCCAUCUUCGAGAACGAGAACGACAUCACCACCUUUGUCAAAGGAAAAGUGCAGGGGAUAAUCGCAGAGUUCAACAAGAAUCAUGACGUCAAAGAGGACGACGACACGGACAAAUUUAAGGAGGCGAGUUCGAAGUUCCGGAAACUGUUCGGGAUGCCAGAUGAAGAGAAGCUGGUCAACUAUUACUCCUGCAGCUAUUGGAAGGGGAAGGUUCCCCGGCAGGGAUGGCUGUACCUCAGCAUCAACCACAUCUGCUUCUACUCAUAUUUACUGGGAAAAGAAGCCAAACUGGUGGUCCGCUGGGCCGACAUCACCCAGCUGGAGAAGAGCGCCACCCUCCUCCUGCCCGACGUCAUCAAGGUGAGCACUCGCGCCAACGAGCACGUCUUCUCCGUCUUCCUAAACAUCAACGAGACCUUCAAACUGGCGGAGCAGCUGGCCAACAUCGCUAUGCGGCGGCUGCUGGACAACAAAGGCUUCGAACUGGACCGCUCGCUGCCCAAGCUGAAGAAGAAGUCGCCCAAGAAAGUGUCGGCGCUGAAGAGAGAUCUGGACGCGAGAGCAAAGAGCGAGCGUUACCGGGCUCUCUUCCGUCUGCCCAAAGACGAAAAACUGGACGGACACACAGACUGCACGCUGUGGACGCCGUUUAACAAGAUGCACAUCCUGGGCCAGAUGUUUGUGUCCACCAACUACAUCUGCUUCACCAGCAAGGAGGAGACGCUGUGCAGCCUCAUCAUCCCCCUGCGGGAGGUGACCAUCGUGGAGAAGGCAGACAGCUCCAACGUUCUGCCUAGCCCGCUCUCCAUCAGCACCAAGAAUCGCAUGACUUUUCUGUUUGCCAACCUGAAAGACAGAGACUUCCUGGUGCAGAGGAUCUCUGACUUCCUGCAGCAAACCACCUCCAAGAUUUACCUGGAAAGGGAGCUGAACGGCAGCCUGAACAGCUCGGAUGACGAGGUUUACUCCCAUCACGGCUCCCUGCUCUCCUGCAGUCCGCAGCAGACUCUGGCCUCAGACAUCGAACGCACCUUCAACCUGAACGACAACAGCGUGCCGACGGCCUCAGAGGCCCUCAUGACUAUGUACCGCCGCCGCUCACCUGAGGAGUUUAACCCCAAACUGGCUAAGGAGUUCCUGAAGGAGCAGGCGUGGAAGAACCACUUCACGGAGUACGGCGAGGGGGUGUGCAUGUACCGCACGGAGAAGACGAAGGAGCUCGUCCUCAAAGGCAUCCCUGAGAGCAUGAGGGGGGAGCUGUGGCUGCUGUUCUCAGGGGCGAUCAACGAGAUGACGACUCACCCCGGUUACUACGAAGACCUGGUGGAGAAAUCGAUGGGGAAGUACAACCUGGCCACCGAGGAGAUCGAGAGGGACCUGCACCGCUCGCUGCCGGAGCACCCGGCCUUCCAGAACGAGAUGGGCAUCGCCGCACUGCGCAGGGUCCUGACCGCCUACGCCUUCAGGAACCCCAACAUCGGAUACUGUCAGGCCAUGAACAUCGUCACAUCUGUGUUACUGCUUUAUGCUAAAGAAGAAGAAGCUUUCUGGCUCCUGGUGGCUCUCUGCGAGAGGAUGCUGCCCGACUACUACAACACAAGAGUAGUUGGAGCCCUGGUUGAUCAGGGAGUGUUCGAGGAGCUCGCCCGCGAGUAUGUCCCACAGCUGUAUGACUGCAUGCAGGACCUGGGCGUCAUAUCCACCAUCUCCCUCUCCUGGUUCCUCACCCUCUUCCUGUCCGUCAUGCCGUUCGAGAGCGCCGUGGUGGUGGUCGACUGUUUCUUCUACGACGGCAUCAAGGUCAUCUUUCAGCUGGCGCUCUCUGUCCUGCACGCCAACAUCCACCAGCUGCUGGGCUGCAAGGACGACGGAGAGGCCAUGACUGUCCUGGGCAGGUACCUGGACAGUGUGACCAACAAGGACAGCACCCUCCCUCCCAUCCCUCACCUUCACUCUCUGCUCACCGACAACGGAGAACCACAUCCAGAGGUUGACAUCUUCAAGCUGGUCCGCAGCUCCUAUGAGAAAUUCGGCUCGAUCCGCGCAGACGUGAUCGAACAGAUGCGCUUCAAACAGAGACUGAGGGUCAUUCAGACCAUUGAGGACACAACCAAACGCAACGUGGUUCGAACUAUUCUGACAGAGACGGCUUUCAGUAUUGAUGAGUUGGAGGAGCUUUAUGUGCUUUUCAAGGCGGAGCACCUGAGCAGCUGUUACUGGGGCAGCAGCAGUAACCCCACCGAGCGCCACGACCCCAGCCUGCCGUACCUGGAGCAGUACCGCAUCGACGUGGAGCUGUUCAAGGGCCUGUUCGCCCUGCUGUUCCCCUGGGCCAACGGAGCCCACUCUGACCCGCUGGCGGUGCGCUUCUUCCGUCUGCUGGACGAAAACGGAGACGCCCUGCUCAACUUCCGAGACUUCAUCAACGGCCUGAGUGUUUUGUGUCAUGGGGAUCUAACAGAGAAGCUGAAGCUCCUCUACAAGAUGCACGUCUUGCCUGAAAUCACUCAUGAGCAAGAAGAGCCCGACUCGGCCUUCGAAGCCACUCAGUACUUCUUCGAAGACAUCACUCCAGAAACAUCCAUCAGUCGGGAUUCAAAGGGUCGAAGCGAGAAGGAUGACGGCUUCGUCAGAGUUACGUUCAAGACUGAAAAAGUGAAGAAACUGAGCACUCCUGAUUACCGUCACUACUUGAAACUGUGGAACGAGGAGACGAAGCCCAAACGAGAAAGCACAAAGGACCUUCCAAAGCUGAACCAGAGUCAGUUCAUUGAGCUCUGUAAGACACUCUACAGCAUGUUCAGUGAGGAUGUAGCUGAGCAGGAGCUUUAUCACGCCACUGCAACCGUCACCAGUCUGCUGCUGGAAAUGGGAGAAGUGGGGAAGCUCUUCACUUCCUGCGGCCGGAAGGAUCCCAGCCAGGAGACAAAUUCAGAGUCGAGUUUGUGCAGGAGAGAAUUGGUGGAUCUCAAAUCCACUCAAGACCCUCCGGAUCUGGGAGAUGUUUUCAUCCCGGCGGAGCUGGAGGACAAGCCGAGCCCCUGCGAGGACGCCAAGCAGCAGGAUGUGAGCGAGGAGCUGGCGCCCAUGCAGGACAUCAAGCUGGAAGACUCGUCCCCCAAGGAGACGGGGACGUCGUCCGCCAUGCUCAUCUCCGACGACGAAACAAAAGACGACACGUCCAUGUCGUCGUACUCGGUGCUGAGCGCCGGCUCCCACGAGCUGGACGAGAAGCUGCAGUGCGAAGACAUCGCCGACGACACAGUGCUGGUGUGCAGCGACGAGCGGCCCUCGGAGCGCGAACGGAGAAGGAUUCCCAACGGCGGCGGCCUGCCGCACAGCACCAGCAUCGACAAAGACUGGGCCAUCACCUUCGAGCAGUUCCUGGCCUCCGUCCUCACCGAACAGGCUCUGGUGCGGUACUUCGAGAAGCCGGUGGACGUGGCGGCAUGCAUCACCAACGCCAAGAACGUGCGGAAAGUCGGGCGCCCCCUGCUGUCCACUAGUGACUAUGAGAUCUCUCUCUCUGGCUGAAAGACUAAAGCUGUUCUGAGGAGUUUCCGUGACAUUUUCUAGGAUUAUGGAGAAAAUUGUACAAGUGUAUAUGUGAAAGAAUGUGACCAAAUCUGCUUCUAAUGACGUAUUUUACCAGAAGUUUAAAACCUACCAUGUAAAUCAAUAGAUCCUGUUGUCUGAAGAGAAGACCACACUGCAAAAAUACAAAAUCUUACCAAGUAUUUUUGGUCCAAUUUCUAGUGAAAAAUAUUUUAGGUUUGUUUUAUUUCAGGUACACUAACUUUCCAGUAACUUUUUAGGAAAAUAUAGGAGCUUGUUUUAAGAAAAUAAUCACUUAAUAUUGAUGAGAAAGUACCAGUUCGUCUGGGAGAUUUAUUCACUUAAAACAACUGAUAAAUCAGCCUUGAUUUCCUUAAUUAUGGGACAUCUUUGAUCGGCCGACGCGUACAUGUAAAGCUGAUCUUAUCCGCCGAUCUCAUUUACUUGGCAAAGGUUUAAAAAUCAACCUCUGUCCUCUUCUGCUCUGCAGUGAGAGAGGCUCGACUUUCUGUACAUUGGCAGUUAACAGUCAACCCAUUGUUGCCAACUCAGCGACUUUCUUGCUAUAUUUAGCAACAUUUCAGACAAAAAAAAAAGCAACAUGGCCAAAAUCAGAACCUGCAGGUCAGACUUUUAAAGCUUGUAAUCGGCCAGAAAAUUGCAAUCAUUUAUUUCAUUUAUAACCCGUAGUUAGAAAUGAAAUAAUCUGCCAGUUGAACUAGAACAUUUUCAUCAAUAUUAAGAAAUUAUUGGCUUUAAACAAGCUCUCAUAUCUUUCUGAAAAGUUACUUGUAAGUUAAUUUCAAGACUUCUAAGAAACUGGACCAAACGUACUUGGUAAGAUUGUGAGUUUUUGCAGAGAAGAAACUCGCUCAUGGUUUGCUCAGAUGAAAUCAAGUGUGUAUAAGUAGUGGCUGUACCUUUAUAAGACAAUAUGCAUAAGUGGUAUUAAUCUGAUAUCUCUGUACAACUAGGCCGUGUAGAUGUCCACCCAUGUAGUGUUGCUUGAAACCACUUCUAUACUUUGUUUCAGAGCUGUUAGAUCUUCUCGUAACCUUUGAAACCGUUACUGAAAGUUUAGUAGCAGGAAAUAUGAAAGUUCAACUCCAUGGAAGCAACUUGUAAAGAACUUUUGCACAGUUCUGUACAGUACGGUUCCAACUCAGACAUUAAUAUUCUAGUGUGUAUCGUCACUUAUCACAUCUGGUCAAACUGUUGCUUCCUUUAGUUGCAAUUCUGAUUGCUGCUACGUCCUUAUAAGGAGCCAGAAGACGGAGCGAUAGAGAUCCAUUGUUGUGAAAACACUCCAGUUCACUUUAAUGCUGUUCGUCACUUUAGCAGAUUAUUUAUUUUCUUCAGUUGACAAAAAACGAAACCAACUUGUACAACAAAUACAUAGACAGAUUCUAUUCAACUGCUAAAACAUUUUAUUUAAGCUACAGAGAAAAUAUUUUAAUUUCUUUCAGUAUUAUUACACUAAAAUGAAGAGCUUAUAUGUUUACAAUGCAUCAAAGCCCACUACUGCAUCUGCUUGCCUUUUAUUGCUUUUAUUACAUUUUUGUCCUUCCAGACAUGUGUUUUUUUUAUUUUGUGCAUUUUCACAUGAUUUUUUUUUCUACUGUAAAUAUAUUGAAUUUAUUUGACCAGAUGUUGCUGCUCUGGAUUCUGGUGCGUUGUGUAUCACUCGUCUAAUUAAAAUCAGUGUCAUUAAUUCA
Messenger RNA from Poecilia latipinna (sailfin molly), 6175 nucleotides. RefSeq names its product TBC1 domain family, member 9 (with GRAM domain) (gene tbc1d9). Gene Ontology annotation, molecular function: calcium ion binding. The transcript is spliced from 21 exons. Bases 609 to 4439 code for a protein of 1276 amino acids. Lineage: Eukaryota; Metazoa; Chordata; Actinopteri; Cyprinodontiformes; Poeciliidae. The record is from RefSeq and is a predicted model, not a curated record.